This is a messenger RNA of Theobroma umbraticum, 1210 nucleotides long. Its product is annotated as AT-rich interactive domain protein. Lineage: Eukaryota; Viridiplantae; Streptophyta; Magnoliopsida; Malvales; Malvaceae. The record is from RefSeq and is a predicted model, not a curated record.
UUUUUAAUUAGAGAAAAUCGGGAAGAUUUUAUUUUAAUUUGAAUCAGAUUGAUUCCUUGAAAUAAAUAUAAAAUAAAAAUACGAACGCAAUAACCUGUCGAUGAAGCUUUUAAAUUGAUGUUAAUUUCAUCAGAUCCAAUUUUUAUUAAAAAUAAUAAACAUUUAUUCAAUUUAAAUUUAAAUUUAAAAUAUAUUUGUAUUAAUUAAUUGAUAUUAAAAAUAUAUUAAAUAAAUGAUUGGACCGGUCCAGGUUGAGAAGAGCCCAUGGAUUAAAAUUUGAAGAGUACAAAAUAUUAAAAACAAUAAUAAAACACAAAUCAUAAAAUCUUAUCCUGCUCGCUACUCUCCUCCACUCAAAUGGCGCUAACCAUGACCAUCAGCCAUGGUAGCGGUACUAGUGGCGGUAAUGGGGUCCGAAUCAUCUGCGACAACCCCACCAAACAAUCCUACACUCGCCUCCCUCCUCGACGACGCGUCCUCUUCCCCACCUCCCCCAGAAUUCUCCACUUAACGACCUUCGCAGCCAAAAAGUUCUCCCCCCGAACCGGACGCUUCGACAGCAAGAACCGGAGAAGCGCUCUCACGACGAAAGAACAAGAUGAGGAACAAGAGCAGCAACGAAAGACGGCUGAGAUUGAAGAACAGAAAGUUGUUGUUGGGGUUGGGUUUGAUAACGUUGGUGGGAGUUCUUCCGAGGUUUCGGCUGAUGGGAAACCGUUUCCGGAACUUCCUGGUCUUCAGCCUGAUUUGUGGGAAGGUCCUCAGUGGGAUGUUCUUGGUUUCCUUGCUCAGUAUUUGUGGGCUGUUGGCAUUGUUUUCGCGUUAAUUGCAUGUGGGAUUGCUGUGGCAACUUACAAUGAAGGGGCAACAGAUUUUAAGGAGACUCCUGCAUACAAAGAGUCUAUCCAAUCUCAAGAGCUUUUAGAAGAACCUGACUCUAAUUCAGAUGUAUUCGAAUCGAACCCUACUGAAGUUGCACCUAGUUUGGAGUAGCUGCUGUAAAAUGAACCUAAAAGGUCUUUAUAUCUGGAUUGAUAAACAAAUCACUUGAAGUCAAGCUUUUUCCUUGAUUUGUAUGGUAAUGUAUGUAAUUUACCUUUGCAAAUAUUGUAUCUUAAUGAUUUUGAGAUAAUGUUACAAAUUAUUUGAUAGUUGGCAUACAUUAAAGGCACAGUUGACACGUCCAUCAAUUGUAGUCUUUUACUUGAAA